AUGACCCCACGAGAGCAGCUGAGGAAGAUGACAGCGUUGGGAGAGCAGGGGGCUUUGGAUGAGAAGCACUGGUACCGUCUGGUUAAUGGCAUGUCAGCUGGAGGUGAGAAGUGGAAACACAGCAUGGAUGGAGCCGCAACACAACAGAAAACCUCCAAAUAUACAAUUGUUGUAUUAUUAAAUGUGUCAAACAUAGAAAACUUAGACUUGAGAAUUUUAUAGAAAUGAAAAUUUUAUGCCACAUUCCUCCUCACAUCCUCUAAAUUGACUGAAUUCGGGUCCAAUCUGGAGCCCCACAAAGGUUGAAGCAUUUUUGUGACCUUGUCUUGCGUGUAUUGAUUCCUGAGAAUUGCCUCCGGCUUUCACAGUCAGUACAUGUCUCAGGUAUUGAGGCUAAACUUACUUCCUUGUGACCUUUGGUGCCUUUUCUUCCCAUUUCUUGCAGAGCUGAGGCAGAGGCAGGAAAUGAUAAUGAGAAACCAGAUGGCCAUGGCUCCGCAGAUCCUCACCCAGGGGCAGCAGAGGUUGCAAGGGGUCCCAGCACAGUUUGAACCUCGCUUCAUGGAAAGGUCUGUACCGGGUUCAGUCUUAAAAAUGAAGCUCUUGUCUCGGAGGAAUAAAAGAAGCAGGAGACAGUCUUACAACAGCUGUUCGUGAUAUUAGGAGCAAAUCGGCACAUUUUUCAACACUUGAAUAGCUCAUUUUUUCUGUUUUUGUACUCUCAGGGAGCUCGUCCCCCCCACUGAAAUGGUAGCCUCUGAGGCCAGACAGAUGCACAUGGGACCUCAUCUCGGUCCACCUCUACCUCCACAUGCCAACGUCCUGCCUGGGAGAGCGUUCCCAGGAGCAGGUGAGCAUUGUCGAGAGCAUGUCCGAGCCUGAGAGAAUUCCCGGCCUGUGUUGAGGAAUGUGAAGCAGCUCUAACAGCCUGCCUCUCUUUGUCUCUUUUCUUUCCUUCUCUCAGCUGGCUAUGGCUUCUUGCCCUCCGAGCCCAUGGAAACAGUUGCCCGGCGACAGGAGCUCAUUCACAAGCAAAAUAUAGCCAGGUAGUUUGUGUGGGAAUUUUGCACAGAUCCACUUCAUAUAAAUAAAGCUGUGUCAUUUAAAGUGCUCUUGUUGUUAACUUGAUUCCUCUGUGCUUUAAGGGUUGGUUCGGUUACUUUAAAGUUGAGCAGUAUAAACUACUUAUCAAAUCUACAAGGCAAAUAUCAGUAAAGGGACAAGAGGUACCCUUCUGUCAACAGGGGGCGACAAAACUGACACGAACCAAAAGUUACUCACAGGAGCUUUAACAAAUGAAGUUAAGAUGAGUCAAAUAUUUGUUUGUGUUUCUGUUCAGAAUGGAGAUGAACGCCAUCUUGCACCAAAAAGAGUUGGAGAACGCCCACCAGAAGGGACUCAUGGGAAUUGAAAACCCCAUGGCGUACCCGUCAAACCCCAUGGCAUUCAGAAGUCGUCAGCGCCUGCCAGACGGCCAUGAUGUCUUUGUCCACCGCCCCACCUUGGAUGAGCUUCACUCCAACAGUCUCCUCAUGUCAGCCAGCCCAUACCCACCAAUCAGCACGCUGCACAGAGAGCGUGGGCGCAGGGCGGGCCGGAGGCCGACCGCUCACAAGACCUCAGAGAGCCACGCGGCCAACCUGAAGGGCCAAACUGAGGACAAAAGUGUGGAGCAGAGUCCAGGAGCCACAUCAGGGGAGGAGAAAGAGGUGGAGGCAAAGGGGGACAUGGGAGAGGAUUGUGCCACUAACAAGACGCACCAUCAGGCCAAAAUAGACUCUGAGCUCAGCACAGGAAGCAGGAAAAACUACAAAGAGGGGGAAUCCAGCCUGCGCAAAACCUGUGGAAACAGUCAAGAUGGCUGCUCAGAUGUGACCAACAGCAACACGAAUGAUAAAGACAUAACCAGUCAGUGUUCGGCCUUCCAGGAGAAAUUCAUGUAUCCCUCUGCUGGUGGAGCACUCACAGGCAUGCCUUACAUGUUUCCAGUCCCAGGAAAUGGUUUCCUUCCACCUGGUGGGUCCUAAAGAGAUAAAAGAAAUAAGUAAUUACUUUUUACCGCUUUGGCUCAGAAGUAAUAAACAAUCUGUCAUGUGUUCUUCAGGUCCAGCCAAUCUCUUUCUUAAUGGUGAUGAGGUGCCUGAAGACAUAAGGAAGUGGACUGUGAAUGAUGUUUAUAACUUCGUCAACAGUAUACCCACCUGUUCAGAAUACGCUCAGGUUUGUAAUCUUAAAAUUUCCUCUGUUUUCUUUCUAUUUAGUCUUUUUUUUUAUGCAUAACAUUGCAUGGUUUCACUCUACAGACGUUCAAAGACCACAUGAUUGACGGGGAGACACUGCCACUCCUAUCAGAGGAGCAUCUGCUGGACACACUGGGGCUCAAGCUGGGACCUGCUCUCAAGAUCCGCUCACAGGUGGGGAACAGUCACUGACUGUGAAACUGUGAAAUUACAAAAAUCAGACUUGAUUAUUGGAUGUAAAAGGGCAUUUUUACCUGUUACCAAUAAACAGAAGUUGACUGAGAACCAAUGUUGAUUGUUUUGUAUUUUACAGGUUGUUGAUUCCGACUAUAUGUCAACUGUCCCUUUCCCCUACAGGUGUCCAGGCGACUGGGUAACAUGUUGUACAUGAUGAACCUGCCGAUCCCCACCCCCGCCCUGCAGACCACUCCAGAGAAGACCGGGGACCGCUCGUCAGAGAUUGGCUCUCCUGUCAACUGCAACAGUGAGGAAAUGAUAGCGAGUCCCAGAGAGCCUGAUGUCCUCAAGACUUCAGAGCACCUUCAAGAGACAGAAAACAACACCUCCCCUCCAUCUGCCAGCAGUGAGACGGCCUAA
Messenger RNA from Xyrichtys novacula (pearly razorfish), 2837 nucleotides. The record is from the annotation of a GenBank genome assembly. NCBI's taxonomy places the organism in Eukaryota, Metazoa, Chordata, Actinopteri, Labriformes, Labridae.